GAGGCGUAGGAAUGACAGCUAGCACAUCCCUCAUAGUGGCUUAAUUGGAGCAAGUGUCAGGUGAUGAUUAGUCACAUCUCAAUUGAAAGAGUUGCAACGACUCAUUCUAUCUGUUAGGUGAUCAUUAGCACAUGGCUCUAUUAAAAUUCCGACUUUUCUUUUUCCUCCAUUCUACUGUAUACAAACAAAUCCUAUGCAUUUCGCGCUCUGCUGUUUAAAGGAUGGGAAAUCCUGGAAAGAAGGUUUUGCUUACAUCCAAUGGUGACAAUGUCUGCAACAAUAUUGCCUACCAUUUAGCUCAGCGUGGCUGCCAAUUAGUCUUAGUGGGUGACGACAAGAAGUUGAAGAGUGUAGCUGAGAUGAUAAGGCAAUCUCUUGAAGGCAAUGUUGUGGUGGAAGUAGUUGGCUUGAAUAUGGAGGAUGAUCAAGAGACAGUGUUUGAUGAAGCGGUUGACAAGGCUUGGAAGCUUUUGGGCUAUUUAGAUGCUUUAGUGCAUUGCUAUUCGUAUGAAGGGAAGAUGCAAGAACAUCUUCAGUUAAAUGAAGACGAGUUCAAAAAGAUUGUUAAGAUUAAUUUCAAUGCUGCUUGGUAUUUGUUGAAAUCUGUGGGUAAUCGAUUACGUGAUAGACAAGCCGGGGGAUCUAUUGUAUUUUUAUCCACAAUUAUUGGUGCGGAAAGAGGGUUAUAUCAAGGAGCUGCUGCAUAUGGUUCUUGUUUGGCCGGGAUACAGCAGCUGGUUAGGAUGUCAGCUUUGGAGAUAGGGAAGCACAGAAUUAGGGUGAACGGGAUUGCUCGAGGAUUGCAUGUGAAUGAUGAGUAUCUCCUAUCAGUAGGGAAGGAGAGGGCAGAGAAGUUAGUGAAGGACGUGAUGCCACUGAACAGAUGGCUGGACGUGAAAAAAGAUUUGGCAUCUACCAUCAUCUACCUCAUCAGUGAUGACUCCCGUUACAUGACAGGGACCAAUGUCUUUGUUGAUGGUGCCCAAUCUCUCGUAAGACCUCGUAUGAGAUCAUACAUGUGAUGUUAUUAUGUAUUGUCAUGUAUCACAUAUUUCUACUUGCCAACGGCGGAAACAACAUCAUUAUCAGCCGUAAAAUAAUUUUGUCUCGAAUAAAUGCGUACUACUAGUCUAUACAUAUAUACUUCUCCGUGUCUGAAUACUAUCGUGUUUUCUAGUCUAAUUUUCCCGUUUAUUCUUUAAGCAUGGGUUUGAACGUUUUAAACAAAGGCUCAUAUAGCUAAUCGUUUUGA
Messenger RNA from Cuscuta europaea, 1252 nucleotides. The record is from the annotation of a GenBank genome assembly. Lineage: Eukaryota; Viridiplantae; Streptophyta; Magnoliopsida; Solanales; Convolvulaceae.